AUGCCCCAAGACGAGAACGCCCCUUACGAGGAGGGCAUUUCAGGUGGCCAACAGGCCCUGAGAAAGUCGGCCACGCCCUUGACAACUUCCAAGCUCCUCAACCAGGGUUCUGUCAAGACCAACUAUGACGGGCCCAAUCCCAUGGACAAGCUGCUGGCGAAGCUGUGCGAGAGUCACGAUCAGCCUCGACAGAACGAGUGCACCGAAGCCGACAACCCUUCCUCCUGCAGUUCUCUGCCAAUCACCCCUGCCACCGACGCUUUCGGAGGUACCGCCCCAACAACUCGACCUGCUAGUGCAGCGCCGAACGACAACACUGCCGCUACCGAGGAGGUUCUUCGACUGAAGCUGGAGCUGGCCAAGGCCCAAAACCACAUCACUAACCUCAACAAUGAGCUCGCACAAACCCGUCGUGAGCAGGGAAGUGGUCGUGCAACGCCCAUACUGUCGUCUGAUUCUGACUGCGCGGGCGGUGCCCCUUUGGUUGAACCUAUUGGAACGAAGCCGUCGGCAUACCCUGCACUGACUGGUCUCCCCAAGACCCAGCUCCCCAGAGACAACGCCUGGCAGGGACCUGCCUCUGACGACUGCCGCUCUGAAAUUAGUGACGCCAUAUCGGCCACUGGCUACAACCGGUCUCGGGGAAUCUUGAACAAUGGCAACAAGCCAGGCUACCAACCCUCCUUCAUGCCGCCCCCCAUGCCAAUUCAGGAUGGUCCUCCCGCGACGGGCUGGUCUAUUCCUCGCGACCAAGGUUUCAUUGACCAGUCUGUCCCACCCUACAAUGACCAAUCCAUGGACGGCUUCCGAGGAGAUCGCUUUGGCCAACAGCCUGACCUAAUGCGUUCCGGUAGUGGUCGUCGCGGCAAUCGUUACGACAAUCGAUUCGGAAACCCCGGCUCUUAUGGCAGCAACUAUGGCGGCUACGGCAUGGGAAACAUGGGCCCUUCCCAAUAUGACGGUGGUCCUGGCUACCCUGGCGGCCCUGGAAACAUGCCUGGAAAUGGAAUGGGAAUGUUCUCUCAGUAUGGACCGUCGCCUAUUGGAACACCUUUGUCUCCACAUGCGACUGAGUUCACAUCCACCACAGGCUCUUGGAAGCCUGACGCAAUUGCUACCGAAGGGCAGACUUAUUUGCCCACCACUGAGCCCCUCAACUAUCGUCGUCUCCUGGACCGCAACGUCAACUGCAACUGGAAGUACAUUGUCGACAAGAUCGUCUGCAACAAUGACCAGCAAGCUUCUAUUUUCCUUCAACAGAAGCUCAAAGUUGGAACUCCAGAGCAGAAAUACGAGAUUGUCGAGGCCAUUGUCGCUCAGGCGUACCCACUCAUGGUCAACCGCUUUGGAAACUUCCUGGUCCAACGCUGCUUCGAGCACGGCACGCCGGAGCAGGUCAUCAAGAUCGCCGAAGCGAUCCGCGGCAACACCCUCAACCUUUCAAUGGACCCAUUCGGAUGCCACGUCGUGCAGAAGGCAUUCGACUCUGUCCCGGAGGACUACAAGGCCAUCAUGGUCCAUGAGCUGCUCCGUCGCAUCCCCGAGACAGUCAUUCAUCGUUAUGCCUGUCACGUCUGGCAGAAGCUAUUCGAAUUGAGAUGGACUGAGAGCCCUCCCCAGAUCAUGAAGUUUGUCAAUGAGUCACUGCGCGGCAUGUGGCAUGAGGUUGCACUAGGAGAGACUGGUAGUCUGGUUGUGCAAAACAUCUUUGAGAACUGCUUGGAGGAAGAUAAGCGCCCAUGCAUUGAGGAAGUCCUUGCCAACAUCGACAUCGUGGCGCACGGCCAAUUUGGCAACUGGUGCAUCCAGCAUAUUUGCGAACAUGGUGCCCCUGCGGACCGCAGCCGUGCCAUUGAUCAUGUCAUUCGAUACGCUGCGGAGUAUUCUAUGGAUCAGUUCGCUUCCAAGGUCGUUGAGAAAUGCCUCAAGAUUGGAGGCCCCGAGUUUCUUAGCCGCUACCUUGACCGAGUCAGCGAGGGCCGUCUCGACCGUCCGCGCAUUCCUUUGAUCGACAUUGCCAGCGACCAGUAUGGCAAUUAUCUCAUUCAGUACAUCCUGACCCAUGCCAAUACCCAGCACCGAGACAUGGUCGCUGCUCACAUCCGCAAGCAUAUGGUUUCACUCCGUGGAUCAAAGUUCGGCUCGCGUGUUGGCAUGCUUUGCACCAAUCCGGCGGUUGCGACGAGGCCCGGUCCCGGUGUUGGACCUGUGGUGGGUAGUCGCAUGGCCCCAGGACCUCGGUUCGGUGGUGCCUACCGCUGA
This is a messenger RNA of Diaporthe citri, 2262 nucleotides long. RefSeq lists its product as uncharacterized. The transcript has 4 exons. Gene Ontology annotation, molecular function: mRNA 3'-UTR binding. Gene Ontology annotation, biological process: post-transcriptional regulation of gene expression. The record is from RefSeq and is a predicted model, not a curated record. NCBI's taxonomy places the organism in Eukaryota, Fungi, Ascomycota, Sordariomycetes, Diaporthales, Diaporthaceae. Bases 1 to 2262 code for a protein of 753 amino acids. Gene Ontology annotation, cellular component: cytoplasm.